Molecule: messenger RNA, 974 nt
Organism: Rodentolepis nana
Lineage: Eukaryota; Metazoa; Platyhelminthes; Cestoda; Cyclophyllidea; Hymenolepididae
Source: the annotation of a GenBank genome assembly
GCAUAUACGCUGGUGCAUGGUCGAAAGGUAUGCGACAGGGAUUAGGUGUGCGUAAAUCUGCACCAUGGGGUCUAGCCGCAGAACAUCACAGCACAGUUCGUGCUGCCCAAUCACAAAGCAGUCUUCCCUCCACCCAUGAUUCCGACCGGGGUGGCUGGCGAGGUCCUGGUAGUUCGGGCGACUCCGCCGGUUCGGUUGACCACCUACAUGGUGGUCGGUUCGAGACCUUCCGAUCCGGUUUCGUGCUCAAGGCCACUUCAUACCCCCCUGGUUCCACGCCACCCCCUUCAAGAUCUCAAUCCGCAACCCCUUUCCGUUCCUCCUCAAAUGAAAAACGCAAUUCCAUAAAGCGAUUCAUUUUAAAGAAACUCCGAAAGCCAAAAUCAACCGGUGAUUUGAGUAGUGUUGGUCCACAUACAAUCGGCGGGGCAGGUUCAGCAGGUUCUUUAAAACUUGGAUUACACGCACCUCGAGCUGGGGGUUCCCUCAGAUCAAACAUCAGUGGUGCUACAGCUAAUUCUGUGUUUGUUGAACACCAAAGCCGAAUCGAUGGAGCUGGUGUUUUGAUGGACAAUCUUGAUGAACCACUGGGACCUAAUGUCACAGAAACUUAUAGUGGACAGUGGAAUGAAGAUAGGAGAUCGGGUUAUGGAGUUGCGGAGAGAUCGGAUGGGUUGAGAUAUGAAGGUGAAUGGUUUAAUAACAAGAAGGAUGGAUACGGAGUCACUUGUCACCCGGAUGGAAGUCGAGAAGAGGGUAGAUAUAAAGAGAAUAUGCUAGUUCAACCUCUAAUGAAGAGGACAAAAUUCUACCUCCUUCGACACUCCAAACUCAAGGACAAUGUUGAGGAGGCUGUGAGGAAAGCGAGGGAAGCAGCCAAAGAAGCCCAAGAAAAAUCAGCAGAAACGGCUCAUCAAAGGUGCGUUUCGAUAUCAGUAGUAUAUGAGAUUACGCUUAUAAAAAACACCACUUAA